Messenger RNA from Canis lupus familiaris (dog), 2498 nucleotides. RefSeq names its product family with sequence similarity 189 member A2 (gene ENTREP1). The coding region runs from base 1 to 1833 and encodes 610 amino acids. NCBI's taxonomy places the organism in Eukaryota, Metazoa, Chordata, Mammalia, Carnivora, Canidae. The transcript is spliced from 11 exons. The record is from RefSeq and is a predicted model, not a curated record. Gene Ontology annotation, cellular component: membrane.
AUGUCCCUGCCCGUGGUGCUCCCGGGCUCCUGCUGCCCCGUGGCCGGCCUCUCGGGCGGGCCGCAGGCCGGGGGCCCGGGCGCCGCCGCCGCCGCCGCCGCGCAGGAGCCGCCGCUGCCCCCGCUGCGGCCGCGCUGGCCCCGGGCCGCCCUGCAGCCCCCCGCGCGGCCCCGCUGCGCCGCCGCUGCCCCCGCCCCCGCCCCCGGGGUGCUGGCCCCGCCGCCCGCGCUCUCCUCCCGCCGGGCCGCCGCCGCCGCCGCCGCCGCCGCCGCCGCCCCGGGCUCCGCGCUGCUGCCCGCUCGCCCGCUGCUGUCGCUCGGGCUGCUGCAGCUGAUCCUGGGCUGCUGCAUGGUGGCGCUGAGCUUCGGGGCGCUGUCGCUGAGCAGCUCCCCGCAGGUGAAGAACUCGUGCCCCUUCUGGGCCGGCUCGUCGGUGAUACUCUCUGGAAUCAUAGGAUUAACAACUUGGAAGCGGCCUAUGAUACUCCUGAUGAACCUCUUCGUGCUGCUAUCCGUGGUGUGUGUCCUCUUAAAUCUAGCUGGAUUUAUCCUCGGCUGCCAGGGGGCCCAGUUUGUGUCCAGCGUGCCCAGGUGUGAUCUGGUGGACCUGGGAGAAGGCAAGAUUUGCUUCUGUUGUGAAGAAUUUCAACCAGCCAAAUGCACAGACAAAGAAAAUGCCUUGAAACUCUUUCCCGUCCAGCCUUGUAGUGCUGUUCACCUUCUACUUAAGAAAGUCCUUUUCGCCCUGUGUGCCUUGAAUGCCCUGACCACCACUGUCUGCUUGGUGGCAGCUGCCCUUCGUUACCUCCAGAUAUUUGCAGCCAGAAGAUCCUGCAUCGAUGAGUCCCAAAUUUCUGCCGAGGAAGUGGAAGAACACGGACGGCUCCCUGACCCUGACGACUUUGUGCCACCGGCGCCCCCGCCUUCCUAUUUCGCCACAUUUUACUCCUGCACGCCCCGGAUGAACCGCAGGAUGCUCGGCAGUGAUGUCAUUCCACUCCCACACAUCUAUGGAGCACGAAUCAAAGGUGUGGAAGUGUUCUGUCCCCUGGACCCCCCGCCUCCUUACGAAGCUGUGGUGAGCCAGACAGACCAGGAACAGGGAUCUUCACUCCAUAUGCCAGAAGGAUCAGAAGGUGCCAUGAGCCCCUUGGAACCGAUCUGCGUGCCAGUGAUGCAAGGUGAGGACAUUCCUAACACACCUGGAGAAGAAAGCACAUCCAUCUCAAUUCCUGAUGCAAACCAGCUAUAUCCCAUGCGAAGUCGGAGAGUCUUCCCACUCCUGAGGACAAGAUCGAGGAGCGACCCUGUGCUGCACCAUUCCGUGGAGAGAGCUGUCCCCGUGCUCAGCUGCGAAGCUGCAACGCAGACUGAGGGGAGACCAGAUCUGGCCACGGUGACCCUGAGGAGGGGGUUGAAGUGCAGAGCUUCGCGAUGCCGGCCACGGUCCCUGAUCGAUUACAAGUCCUACAUGGACACAAAACUGCUGGUGGCGAGGUUCCUGGAGCAGUCCUCCUGCAGUAUGACCCCAGACAUCCAUGAGCUCGUGGAAAACAUUAAAUCUGUUCUGAAGUCCGACGAGGAGCACAUGGAGGAGGCCAUCACAAGUGCCAGCUUCCUAGAACAGAUCAUGGCCCCGUUGCAGCCCAGCACUUCCCGGGCCCACGUGCCACCAUCGCGGAGACAACCUGGCCUCUUGCACCUGCGGAGCUGCGGAGACCUCAGCACCUUUGUCCCUGCGGGGAGGCCCCGAGCCGAGAGGAGGCCCCGGCGAGCAGUGGAGGCUGAGCGGCCCCACAGCCUCAUCGGUGUCAUCCGGGAGACCAUCCUGUGAACCUGGGGGGCCAGGCACCCCUUUCCCCGUCGGCCUGAGUGAGGAGCAGGAAGGAAGAUGCACCCCGAUGGCAGCAGGAUGAUCGCUCCUGACCUUGGAGCGCCCUGGCUGGGAGUGCGCAUGCCCUCUCAGAAGGGGGGCACUCCAGAGGACAUUUGUUCCCGUGUUCUGCUGACUGAGGACAUACAGGGGUGGAUAAGCGGGUUCUUGCAGGCCCAUCUGGCUAUUAGAUGCGCUGGAGGCGGUGGAGGCAGCAUCCUUCCAGCCUCGGCCAAGUGCCCAGGUCCCGUGGACAGAAACUGGGUUAAAGAUUCUUUGCCUGCCUCCCUCCCCGUGGCUGUUGGGCUGACCUGAGUUCCUCCCUCAGUGAAGGACAGAGCUGCUGGGCCGCUACUCAGAGCCUCCACAGCCUUUGGUGGCUCAGCCAGGGAGCAGUGGGCACAGACGCAGGAUGACUAACCCCCAUGUGCUGCACUUGUCAAGCUUCGUUUUAGGGCACCCCCAAGUCACAGUCUCUUUAGGAAAAAUGGGAAACUCGGUCAGUGAUAAAUAGUAAUGAAAGAUGUUGAGAGGGAGGUUCUUGUGGAUUCCAUUUAUUCCUGCUUGCAAAACUAGAGAUGGCUAAGUCCCCACCGAGAAUAAAAAUGUGUACUUUGGACCUCUGG